UGGCGUAAUUUUUAUGUCGUAGUUCGAGGAAAUAGUUAAACAGACACCAUAAAACUUAAAGGCUGAUGGUUUUUAAAAAGUCCGAAAUUUCUUCUAGAAUUUGUGAUGUAACCGAAAUAUGUUACAUUUUUAUUUUGCUUCCAGGCUGGCUGAUUGUGCAACUAAACGCAUUCCACGACUCUAAGUAUUCAUAUUGAAGGCAGAUCAGGUUAUUCUACUCCAACUAGAAGACUCCGAUUGUGUCCACACGUUGUAUAAACCGAAUGAAAUACACAUACAUGUGAUUUGGAUCUCUUCACCGUUCGCAACAAUGCCAGACGAAUCGUUUUUUGCCAAAUUAGAAAACAAGUCACUGAAGGAACAACACCAGUUUAUGGCUAAAUAUACGUUUGAAUCCGUGCCAGUGUUACCCAAAAAAAGAAAUGUGGAAGUAGGUGAUCAUUUACGAUUGGAAGGCGCAGGGAAGUCCUAUACUCACCAUGCAGUGUGCACAGAAAUACACGAUGAAAAUAUAACAAUCGCUGAGUACACUGGUCCAAUUUGGAGUCGCAGUGGAAUUUCCCAAUCAACAUCGUGUUCAGACAGUGGAAGGCUUGGUGAAAUAAUCAAGACAACUCUCUCUUACUAUGACUUGAUCAAGAAAAAAGCUGAAGUAAUUGUUUGGCCUGAGGAUCUGAGAAGAUUCUCACCUGAUGAAAUAGUCAAACGUGCUUACCAAAGACUUGGGGAAAACUACUACAGCCCCACGAAAAAUAACUGUGAACAUUUUGUCACAUGGUGCAUAUGUGGAUUGAGGGUCAGCCUCCAAGUGAAAAGCUGGCACGUCGCAUUAGUAGAGACUUUGCAUUCCAUGUUGAAUACCAAAACAGCGGGUAUGGUCAUUGCCAAUGUUGCUGACGAAAUCGUUCUGUUCUUAAAAAGAAGUGGACUGGUGUCGAAUCUGCCAUCUGCUCAGUAUUUUGCUGAGAAAUUAAAUCCGCUCAUACGCGAAAAUAGCAAGUGGCUGCUUUUGCUUUGUGUUUUCAUCGAUGUAGGAAUAGGCGUUUAUGAGUUAUAUGAGGUGUACGAGGAAUAUAAGGGGGGGAAAUAUCAAGGGAGUCACGAGGAAAUCGUCAAAAAGGUCUUCCUUAUAAUUUUAAAAGGGGUAAUCUGUUUUGGCCUUGUCUACUUGGGGUUGAAGUAUGGUGGAGUAGGUGGUUUCAUUGAGGCUGGAAUAUGCGUUUAUGAACUAAAGAAGGCUUGCGAUCAAUGGUGGGAAGGUAUUCUUAUUCGCUCUGGAUGGGAAUUUACGGUAAAGGUUAUUGAAAUACUUACAAAAGGAUUUUUCCGUUUUUUCCUCGGCUAUCUCGGAUCCACGUACAGCGAUAAAAUCUUUUCGAAGAUUGAGGAAUAUUUGCGCACCCUCUCAAAACUAAAGCAAAGUUUGGUUUGUGGUGCAGUGGGUGGAUGUCUGGGGCAUCUUGUCGGCGUAGUCAUAACGUGGAUAGUAGAAAACUUCGGAGACAUUAUCAACAGCGGAUAAAAGCUGAGCAGAAACAUUGCUUGAUCAGUGCAAAUACAACAAACUAAAAAGCCCGAAAUAUAAUGAAGUUAGUUUAUAUAUAUAUAACCAUAGAGGUGUUGAAAUAAGAGAGUUCAUGCAUUUGCGUAUUGACUUUUUUUGCAUAAAAUACCACAGGGUUGGAAAUGGGUCAGCCAUAAAACACGCAGGCCUGUACCUGCUUGCUCUACAAAAUACCUAUGCUUUGUAAGAUGAAUCUGUAAAUCAGCUAUUAAAGUGUGCAGGGGAUGACCUCAUUUUUUGAGGGUUAUUAAGAAAUAUUUGUAUUCCAAUGCCUAAGGUUCUUUUUAAUGUAUGUAUAGAACUCAUUAUAUUUAAUGUUUGUACUGAUAUAAAAUGCCCGUUCUCUGAAAACCUCGUUUUGCCCUGUCCCCACGUACACGGGACUCGUUCUUGUACUCAGAGGUCCUACGUUUCAUUCCUCGAUCCCCCUAGAGGGAAUGGGACAUGUUAUCUUUGGUGCUGUGAUAUAGUUGAUAUCAAUCAAUCAAUCAACUUUAUUACAUGAUCUUAUACUUGAGAAUAUUACAAAAAAGGUAGAAAGUGGAACAUGUUAAUGUAAAAGUUACUCAGAAAUAAUUAAAAAGCUAAUCUAGCUGAGUAACUGCUUAUAUUAUUUAACAUAAAGACGGUUGGCAAAUAAAGUUGUUGAGCAAAAAAAUAUAAAGACAAAGUGAAUAACAAGUAUGUAAAUAAUGUUUAAGUGGAAAUAUAAAUAAUUAAAUAAUAUGAAAAUAAUAGAAAUAAAUAAACAACAGCUAGCUAGUAUGCUACUAGCUAGUAAGUGAGUGUGACUACAGAUCUACAUUAGCCGCUGGCCUGAUUCACUGUACAGAUGUGAUGCAUAGAUCUGUGGUUACCGUGGUUUGCGAAACAAAACGAUUUCUCGAUUUCUCUUUCAUAUUUCAUCUAUUGCUGCCGAGUUGCAACUAUUCCCAAGAUAGUCAAAUAACAAAGACAUGGCGGCUAUGGUGGUGGUUUUAAGUAAUGAAUGCUAAUGAGAAGUGCUUUUAAAACUUACCACCAACAUGGCCGCCAUGACUGACGUAACGCGCAAUCGAAGAAUACCAUGAAACAGCUUCUGAGAUGGGCUGACUGAAAGACAUGGGCACAGCUAACUCAAUGAAAGAGCUUAGCUCACCUCUAUCAGAGGCUGUUUCAGGCCGGUAUUUUUGCACUUAAAUGGCUUUACAGAGGAGGAUAGCUUUACCAUAUGACAAAUAGUGAAAUAAUAGUCAUUGUACAUAUUGGAUGAAUGCACCGAAUCGAAAUAUGCCGACCAAUUUGAAUAACUAUUGUUCUGCGAUGACUAGAAUCGUGUUCACGUGGAAACAUAAACGGGUUUCACAUAUAUGAGAGGCUAGCCAGUCCAGAACAAUAGUUAUUUUUAAGUUGGCCAUUAUUUGUCGCGUUUCGGUGCAUAUGUCAGUAGGACGUUGUAUAAGAGUACAAACAGACACUAUAUAAAGUUAUAUAUGUAAAGCAGUAUUGCGUAACUGUAUGUAUCACUAUACUCUACAUCAAUAGCCCUGGCGGAAAAAAUAUAACCUUGCAAUAGUUUGUAUUCACUAUACUCCAAUAUCGAGUUUUCUAUUGCUCAGGGUUAGCCUCGAUUGUGUCAUAGAAUCGAUUCAUGUAUUCCAGUGAAGGUCUGUUUAAAGUCAAUGAGUGUUUGUAUUGUUGAAGUUGUGCAUUCACUGCUUUACUGUUGGUAUUUGUGAACAUUCUGACGCUGAAAUGAGGUUAAACCUGAGUAAACAAGUCUGUAAUUCGAAAGUGGUCUAUUUCAAGUAAUGCAAAAUAGGUGAAAUAAAAACUGCUAGUCAACGUGUAAUCUCAUAGACCACAAAAGAAAACAAUGAAAUUAGGGUCUACUAAUGUGUAUAGUCUAACAUCUAUUGCACGGGUUUAAUGCCUUCACUCUAAGUACAAGUACUAUGCAGCAAAGGCAUGGCGGCACAGAAUCGCAGAUUUCGAUGUUCUUGCUAAUCUUUCUUUAAUAAUUCAAAUUGUAAUAUAUUCUUUAGUAAAACUAAAUAAGUCAUUGUUAACCAUC
Molecule: messenger RNA, 3617 nt
Organism: Actinia tenebrosa (Australian red waratah sea anemone)
Lineage: Eukaryota; Metazoa; Cnidaria; Anthozoa; Actiniaria; Actiniidae
Biological process (GO): N-acylphosphatidylethanolamine metabolic process
Cellular component (GO): cytoplasm
Molecular function (GO): A2-type glycerophospholipase activity; glycerophospholipid phospholipase A1 activity
Source: RefSeq, a predicted model, not a curated record